Messenger RNA from Nothobranchius furzeri (turquoise killifish), 1502 nucleotides. RefSeq lists its product as uncharacterized. The record is from RefSeq and is a predicted model, not a curated record. Lineage: Eukaryota; Metazoa; Chordata; Actinopteri; Cyprinodontiformes; Nothobranchiidae.
GGGUGUAAUGGUGAAGUCUCUUCCUUUAUCUUUAAGUGCGUAAAGUGCAGGAAGUUCAGAAGGUCUAACCAAGAACAAAAAAUGGCUGAUCUUCCCCCUGAGAGAAUGGAAAGUACACCUCCGUUCACGUACAGUGGAAUGGACUGUUUUGGUCCAUUCUACGUCAGAGAAGGAAGGAAAGAGCUAAAGAAAUAUGGGCUCAUAUUUACAUGUAUGUGCUCAAGAGCCAUCCACUUAGAAGUAUUGGAUGACCUUUCGUCUGAUGCCUUCCUGAAUGCAUUGCGAUGUUUCAUUGCAAUAAGAGGCAAUGUGAGACAACUUCAAAGUGAUCAAGGUACCAAUUUUGUAGGUGCGAAAAAUGAGUUCCAAAACAUGAUGAAAGGACUACCAGAGGAACGUGUGAAAGAACUUGGAUGCAGCUUUGUGAUGAAUCCUCCUGCUUCCAGUCACAUGGGCGGCGUCUGGGAGAGGCAGAUCCGCACUGUAAGGAGUAUCCUAACCUCUAUCCUCGACCAAUCUGCAAGUCGACUUGACAGCUCAUCACUGAGGACAUACUUAUAUGAGGUGAUGGCUAUAGUGAAUAGUCGACCUUUGACCACUGUCCAUCUCAAUGAUCCAUCAGGCCCGGAACCUCUGACCCCCAAUCAUAUCCUCACAAUGAAAUCUUCAGUCAUCAUGCCCCCGCCUGGUGAGUUUGUGAAGGAAGAUUUAUAUCUUCAGAAAAGAUGGAGGAGGGUUCAAUUUCUAUCAAAUGAGUUCUGGACCAGGUGGAAAAGGGAGUAUUUGCUCAAUUUACAACAAAGAAGAAAAUGGACUACUGAGAGACGGAAUGCUAAAGUAAAUGACAUUGUCUUGCUGUUGGACGACAACCUGCCAAGAAACCAGUGGAAGUUGGCAAGGAUAGUGGAAGUCUUCCCAGCUGCAGACAACAGGGUUAGAAAGGUCAAGCUGUUAGUUAGUAACACAUUUUUGGACAACAGAGGCAAGCGCACAUCCCAGCCACUUUAUUUAGAGAGAGCCAUACAUAAAACAGUGCUAUUACUUGAAGCAGAGUAAAGGGUUAUCUUAAGAAGGUGCCUUUGUUUACUGUUGGUAGUUUUUUUUGUUGUUUAACAAGUUAUUGUAUAUAGUUUAAAUGAAUCACUUUGUGUGAUUGGUGGGAGUGUGAAUGCUGUGAAAACAUCAUUGUAAAAUGCUUCUUUUUAUUUUUGAUGAAACUGGAGCUCGUGCUCUUAUUUUGAAAGGCACACUUGCCUUUCUCAACAACUUCCGGUUAGCUUAACGUGUGCACUCGUUUUUUUUCUAACGUAUGAAAGGAAGCUGAUAUAUGCUGAAUACGUUCAGAUUAAUAUAAGAGACUAACAGCAAGCAAAACUUGUUUUCUCCCCUCCCAUUCGGAGCUACAAGCAGGCAAAGUGUUCUACGGUGGUUUAUGGUGCUGCAUGAUGCUAGCUUUGCUAGUCAAUAACGGCACAAAUAAAGAACGCCAUCUGUAAAAAGAA